Molecule: messenger RNA, 630 nt
Organism: Sesamum indicum (sesame)
Lineage: Eukaryota; Viridiplantae; Streptophyta; Magnoliopsida; Lamiales; Pedaliaceae
Product: histone H3.2
Cellular component (GO): nucleosome
Molecular function (GO): DNA binding; structural constituent of chromatin; protein heterodimerization activity
Source: RefSeq, a predicted model, not a curated record
CACAACGCACAGUAAUCUAUACAUACACUUUCCUGUCCCCAUUCUUGUGGUUUUUCCCUCUUCCCGUAGUUUCAAUGGCUCGUACCAAGCAGACUGCCCGCAAGUCCACCGGAGGCAAGGCUCCGAGGAAGCAGCUCGCCACCAAGGCCGCCAGGAAAUCUGCCCCGGCGACCGGUGGAGUGAAGAAGCCUCACCGUUUCCGCCCCGGGACCGUUGCUCUGCGUGAGAUCCGAAAGUACCAGAAAUCCACCGAGCUCCUGAUCCGCAAGCUCCCGUUCCAGAGGCUGGUACGAGAAAUCGCUCAGGAUUUCAAGACGGAUCUCAGGUUCCAGAGCUCCGCUGUGGCGGCGCUGCAGGAGGCGGCGGAGGCUUAUUUGGUUGGACUGUUUGAGGACACUAACCUCUGCGCUAUUCACGCUAAGAGGGUGACUAUUAUGCCCAAGGACAUUCAACUUGCCAGGAGGAUCAGGGGCGAGCGGGCUUAGAUCGGGUUUGAUGUUUGGAUACGCAUUGGUGUAAAUUUAUUUCAGUGUAGGUUUUAGGGUUGUAAACUCUUGGUGUAGUUUUUCUCAGUUUCAAUGAAAUCUAUCUUGGUAAUUUUGUGAUUUCUAUAUGAAAUUUUCCUUUUAA